Molecule: messenger RNA, 1596 nt
Organism: Lymnaea stagnalis (great pond snail)
Lineage: Eukaryota; Metazoa; Mollusca; Gastropoda; Lymnaeidae
Source: the annotation of a GenBank genome assembly
AUGUCCAAACAUUCCUGCCAUCGGUGUAACACUGUCAUUCGACAUCUGUCUAACCAACAGGCCACACAUUUUGUAAGUUAAACUCUGUAAGCCGCUGGAUCGUUUUUGGAAAUUUUUCGGAUAGUUGAGUUACAUAAGAGUAUAGUAGACGUCAUCUCGGUAUAACGCGUACAGGUUUUUCAAAACAAAAUAUAAAUUAAAUACUCUGUUUUGAGUCAUUCACUGACUGAAUAAUAGCGUUAUAAAAUAAAUGUUUAUUUAAAUGUUUAUAAAAAUGUAAAAACUCCUAGAAAAUAUAAAUAACUUUAAAACAAACAAACAAACAAACAGCACCGAGAGAACAGUUUAGAUCGUUGCUGUAAACAUCCAUUUCUAUAAACAACCAGAAACGGAAUCAAUGCGUUCAUCUUGUCUGCAAAUAUUUUUAAUACAGUUUUGGUUAGAAAGAACACUGAUGAUAUCUUAAGGCUUUUCUUAGUAGAUCGCAUUAAGCAGUCACAAAAAUGAUCCAUCUCGUAGACUUGAGCCAAUUAUAACAUGUGGAAAUCAGCUGUGUUAUGCACUUGACGCAUGAGCGUAUACUUAUUUUUAAAAAAAAUAUAUUUAACAAACAAUUUGUUUUCUUUACUCAACAUAAUAAAAUAUUAAACGUCAUAUUCUUUAUUUAAUGGACUGUUUUUAAAAGUUAUAACUUAAAGUGGGCCUGUGUGCCCGUACAUUGUAGUCUUUUAUCGAAGAUAGUAAAUAACUAUAUUUUUGUACUACACAACAAUACAGUAUAUAUGAGCAUUUAAAUACCACUCCGCAUACACAUAUUAAAUACAGGUUUUAAAUGUAAUACUCAAUAUACCAAAACAUUAUUAGACUUUAAAAAUUAUUAAACGUAUUAUCUGAUAUCAAACAAUAGAGUGAACUUCUUAGACCAGGACGUCUCAGACUUUUUCAUUAUGACCGUCUGGCAGGAAUCAACCACCCAUCUGCCACCACAGUGGAGCAGUGAAUUGAUAUUUGCAUGUUUAAAUCUGCACACUAGUGACUGUGAUCACGUGGAACCAGUGACUGUAAUCACGUGGAACCAGUGACUGUAAUCACGUGGAACCAGUGACUGUGAGCACACGGAACCAGUGACUGUAAUCACGUGGAACCAGUGACUGUAAUCACGUGGAACCAGUGACUGUGAGCACACGGAACCAGUGACUGUAAUCACGUGGAACCAGUGACUGUAAUCACGUGGAACCAGUGACUGUGAGCACACGGAACCAGUGACUGUAAACACGCGGUGGGUGUUUUUAUUCAUUUUAGAACGAACCAAGAUUUUUUACUUGCUGUUUUCUUUUCUUCCAACAGACCAUGUACAAAUCUGUCCUCGCCGUUCUUCUCCUGGUCGCUCUCACCAGCGCCACAGGAUACUAUGGUAACUACGGCUACGGAGGCCUUGGUGGAGGCUUAGGCUACGGAGGAGGCUUGGGCUACGGUGGAGGUCUCGGAAACUGGGGCCUAGGCGGCGGUUGGGGAGGACUCGGAGGUGGCUGGGGAGGACUCGGAGGUGGCUGGGGAGGACUUGGUGGAGGAUGGGGAGGAUACGGCUACGGUAAG